Molecule: messenger RNA, 387 nt
Organism: Entamoeba invadens IP1
Lineage: Eukaryota; Evosea; Mastigamoebida; Endamoebidae
Exons: 1
Coding region: 1-387 (128 amino acids)
Source: RefSeq, a predicted model, not a curated record
AUGGAGAAACACACCGACAACGAGUCAGACUGUCUUUUAAUGUCUCGCGAUAUCAUCACAAUUGAAGAUGAAAAAACACCGCGACGGAGAUUAAAAGACGAGAAAAUACGAGAGAUGAUAUCACUAGUAGAACAACUGAUUCUUCAACACAUUACUGCACAGAAAAAGGGUCGAAAUAGGGCUUACGAUUAUCUCAAAAAAGACCCCCGUUACAUCGAAAACACGCUUCCUCGCAAAGGCAAAUUGAAACGAGAUGUCGAGGAGAGCCUUGACAAUUUAUUAAGUCAAGACGACUUAGCAAAUUUAGAGCAAGAGUUCACUCUUUUUGAAAAGAAAAGUUCAUUAAUAGAUGCAGUGCAACAUCAAAAAGUAUCCCCAUCCAAAUGA